Molecule: messenger RNA, 1506 nt
Organism: Neoarius graeffei (lesser salmon catfish)
Lineage: Eukaryota; Metazoa; Chordata; Actinopteri; Siluriformes; Ariidae
Gene: sla1a
Product: Src like adaptor 1a
Exons: 8
Coding region: 191-1015 (274 amino acids)
Source: RefSeq, a predicted model, not a curated record
UGACGCUGAAGUGCCACUACUUUGCUGCAGUUCAGAUAUAACAGUUCUCUGCACAUCUCGACUAACACAGUAGUUCACCUUCAUCUGCCAUUCAGCAGUGAUGACUCCAUCAUACCUCUGCCUCCUCUAAUGGGAAUGGAUACAUAUCAGUUCAAGAACUGAAAUAAAGUUUUCUUCCUGGACUGCCAUCAUGGGGAAUAUAAUAAAAGGCCAUGUAACUGAGACUCACACUGCAACCAGCCAACUUGAUGCCUCAUUUAAAGCCACAGAUGAUGACAAUUUGGUUGUAAUUUCUGACUACCCAUGCCGAGGCAUAAGUGAGCCGAUGUUUAGGAUGGGAGAGAAACUGAAGGGUCUCUCUCAGGAAGCUUCCUGGUGGAAAGUCUGCUCUUUGCAAACUGGAACUGAGAACUACAUUCCAAAAAAUCAUGUGGCAAAGGUCUAUCAUGGAUGGCUGUUCGAAGGCGUGGGGAGGCAAAAAGCAGAGGAGCUGCUGUAUUUACCUGGAAACACAGUCGGCUCUUUUCUCAUCAGAGAAAGUCCCAAUCAACGAGGUGUGUAUUCUUUGUCUGUGAGACACAGAGCCAUUAAGCAUUAUAAGAUCUUCCGUCUGGACAACAGCUGGUACUACAUCUCUCCUCGUCUCACCUUCCAGUGCCUAGAGGACAUGGUCAACCACUAUUCAGACUCUUCAGAUGGCAUCUGCUGCAUUCUCUCAGCCCCAUGUCUAGCUUUUAACAGCACAGCUCCAAGUUCAGUCUCACAAGCGCCCCCUGUGGUGAUGCGCCGUAACUUCACCUGGAGAAAAGUCAACCACUCUCAGCUGGUGAACAGUGAUAAUCAGAGCACUGCGGACAGUAGGCACAGCAUGGUGAGCUACGGCGUGAGAAGCAGCAUUGCUGCCUACCUUUCCAUCGCUGAGGAAAAAGACAGAAAAAGCAGACGGAAAAAGAAGGGCUGGACAGUCUAUGGGAUGCCUGAUAACAGUAAUAUGGAGAGAGAAAACACAGAUUAGGACAUGGGCAUAUAUAUAUAUAUAUAUAUAUAUAUAUAUAUAUAUAUAUAUAUAUUUACCAUUGUAUGGAAAUACGACUCAAAGAACUGGUGGAUUGUGAUCGAGACUAUAUGAGCAAUAGACAUUCUGUGACUCUGAGCCUUUUGGAUAAUCAUGGACCUUUAGUAUCGAGUUGAAACAAAGAUCACUAUUGAAUGUCAUGGACUUUUUUCAAUGGCACUUUAUUUGAAAUAGGAGACACAAAAACAGUUUACAAAUACAUAUUUUAUCCAAAAUAUCUGUUUUGCAAAUCUUUUCAAGAAGACUUUUUUUUCUGUUUACUCAGUGAUUAAGUUUUUUUGUGCUGAAUUGCAGUGGAGGAACAUACUGAACCUCACAUAAACACCAGCACAAACAGCAUGCAAAACACUUCUUAGCUUGUCUUGGCUUAUUGCCUGAUGUUGUUAAACCUAAUGGAGUGUUGAUUAAACACAUUUAUUCAUGUCAAUUUA